This is a messenger RNA of Nymphaea colorata (pocket water lily), 2776 nucleotides long. RefSeq names its product MLO-like protein 4. The transcript is spliced from 16 exons. The record is from RefSeq and is a predicted model, not a curated record. Gene Ontology annotation, cellular component: membrane. Bases 815 to 2602 code for a protein of 595 amino acids. Lineage: Eukaryota; Viridiplantae; Streptophyta; Magnoliopsida; Nymphaeales; Nymphaeaceae. Gene Ontology annotation, biological process: defense response.
CUUCCAUAGAAAAAAAAUGGCAGCAGAGAAGAAAGAGAAGGCAGGAAGCUUCUUCCCCACAUAAAACCAGCAGGGAAAGGAUUCAAAAAUCAAUCCCAUAAAAAGGGUAGGAAUGUGAUCUUUUACCCACUUUCCCGGUCUGUCUUUGUCAAAUACACAACGAAUCUUUCGGUCAGAACGUGGCUUCUCUGGGUUCUGACUCUUAACAAUAAAAGUGGAAGACGGGUUGAGUAGAUCAGAAGACCACCUUUCUUGCUUACGUAUAGUUGGUCCAAACCUGUCCAUGUCUGCUGGUGUUACUAUAUUUUAGAGAGCUUGAUGACAAGAAACUGGCCGUUAAUCGCUACCCAGGUGGCCCUCCACAUGGGAGGCAAAGGACACCCGCUGGUGUAGGACCCCAUCCUUCAUUGCUGUUAUAAUGUCAGUGAUUGUGCAUUGCUGGGAGUAUUUUCGGGCUCCCAUUAAAAAAAUUUGGAGGAAAUGACAAAAACUGCAGUGGUUUCGAUGUGGACAGACAUGGGCUGGCUGAGAAGGUGGACUAGGAAGGUGAUGAAGAUGCACAGGCAGAAAAAAACCAUAAAAUAUGAAGCUGAGCGUGAGUGCUGCACGUUGGUAGGUUUCGUUUGUGAUGCAAGAGAAGCGGUUUGUUUGAAGCGAUUCUUGGUCUGGUUGUUGGGAUCUUCGAUGUUGGUUUUGCUUGUUUAGCUGAAAGAAAAAAUGAGGCACAUGAAUUGAUUGAUGAGAGAAAGUGCUUUCGGUUUAGACCUGGUUUCGGAUUUGCAAGUGUUCGGUGUGAGAAGCAACGACCUAGGAAAUGGCAGAGGGAAGAUCACUUGCCGAGACGCCGACGUGGUCCGUUGCUACUGUCACCACUGUAAUGGUUGCUGUCUGUUUCAUCGUUGAACGAUCAAUCUAUCGUUUUGGAAAGUGGUUGAAGAAGACAAAGAGGAAGGCGCUCUUGGCCUCUUUGGAUAAGAUCAAGGAAGAGCUUAUGCUGCUGGGACUUAUAUCACUGAUGUUGGGACAAUGGGCAAGGUGGAUCUCCGAAAUAUGUGUGAAGUCGUCUCUUUUCAGCAGUCGGUUCUAUCCGUGUACGAGGGAUGACACUGAGAGGCUAACUAUUCUCACUUAUAUCAAUCAAACAGCUAUGCCGUUGGAGAAGUUCAGUGUGUCUUCUAAUCACUGUUCCGAGGGCCAUGAGCCAUUUGUUUCGUAUGAAAGUCUAGAGCAGCUUCACCGUUUCCUGUUCCUUCUUGGAGUCACUCAUGUACUCUACAGCUGCUUUACAGUUGUCCUGGCUAUGAUUAAGAUUUAUAGCUGGAGGGCGUGGGAAGCACAAGCAAAUGCGGUAAUCAGUGAGAGUUUGCAUGGGAAAAGAAAGAAAGAAAUCAAACGGCAGUCAACUUUUGUUUUUCAUCAUGCAUCACACCCAUGGAGCAAGAACAAGAUUCUUAUUUGGAUGCUUUGUUUCUUUCGCCAAUUUAAAGACUCUGUACAAAGGUCAGAUUAUAUGGCACUUCGUUUGGGGUUUCUCACUAAUCAUAGGCUACCUCUAUCAUAUAAUUUCCACAAAUAUAUGGUCCGCAGCAUGGAGGAUGAGUUCCAGGGCAUUGUUGGAAUAAGCUGGCCACUGUGGAUUUAUGCAAUUGUUUGUAUUUUCAUCAAUAUUCAUGGAUUAAAUGUGUACUUUUGGCUCUCGUUUGUACCUGCACUUUUGAUUCUGUUGGUUGGAACAAAAUUGCAACACGUUGUUGCGAAAUUGGCACUUGAAGUUGUGGAAACAACUGGCCCAUUAACUGGUACCCAACUAAAGCCAAGGGAUGAGCUUUUCUGGUUUGGAAAACCAGAACUAUUGCUAUGGCUGAUACAGUUCAUCUCUUUUCAGAAUGCUUUUGAAAUGGCAACGUUUCUGUGGUCAGUGUGGGAUAUAAAGACACAAUCAUGCUUCAUGAACAACCAUGUUUUUAUUGUAAUUCGCUUGGUUUCUGGGAUAGUGGCUCAGUUUUGGUGCAGCUAUGUCACACUACCACUCAAUGUGAUUAUCUCACAGAUGGGGUCGAAGUUUAAGAAGUCAUUAGUUUCUGAGAAUGUCAGGGAAUCUCUUCAUGGUUGGUGCAAAAGAGUGAAGCACAGAUCUAGACAUAAGCACUCGUCAUAUCUUCCAGCUACUAGAUCAACUUGCUCGCUGGCAUCUACACUCGAUGAAGGAGAUGAUGAGACUAUUACAGUUCUUUCAGGCACACUAUCUCGGUGUGCAACUACUACUACCCUGCGCUCCCUUUCAUUCAAUCAUGUGAGGGAUGAUGAGACAAUUACAGUUUCUGGCACAAUAUCUCGCUGCCCAUCUACUGCUUCACAGCGCUCUUUCUCGUUGAAUCAUGUCUCCAUAAAUUGUGAAGAAAUCUAUGCUGAUGACAUCAUUCAGCAACAGGAAAUCUAUGCUGAUGAUAUCAUUCAUCAACAGGAACGUGGUACAGUGUUUCCAACUUCUGGUUAUUUAUCAGAUUCCUCUGGUAAUGCACCGGUAGUUGCUUCACAUGAAUCGGAUGUAGACAAUGCAAAAAUAGAUGAUAACUAUGAUGGUAAUAGAGAGCAGCAUUGAGAUUGAAUACUCCAAUUUGGGACUACGUCCGCCCAAUAGAAAAAGGUUGUUUUACAUCACUAUUGUAUCAUAUGUUCAUGGAAAGAAGAAUGAAAAGGGGAAAAGGAAAAAAGCUUUGUAUAUGGAAACAGUAAAGAUUAUCUUUGAACAGAAAAGAACUGAAUUACUUGAUCU